UUAAUUAUAGGCGAAGAGAAAAAUAUAGAUUUGUAAAAUGCGAGGUAGGGAUGUGAAUUUUGAAAUUAAUUAAUACACUGAGCUAUUUUUCCAGCAAUUGUUUUUCUUUGUUUUGAUCUCCUCGGUGAAAUACGACAUGCCAUCUGUUUUUCCAAAUGUCGAAGUUAACCGAUUUCACUUGAAAUCUCCAAGACACGUGUAUUUUUAGACUCGUGUUGUUCGCCUGAGAUAUUGUUGUAGGAAUUUGAUCAAAAUUUCCACCUACUGGGCUAAGUUCUUUACCGAGACAAUAACGAUGUUAUUAACGUGGGUCUUGCAAUUGCUUGAGACAAAUUGGCUGGCUGUCGGAAUACAACCUAAUUUAAUAUGCUAAUCGAAACUUAUUUGGCUUUUUCCUCUUUUCUUUCUAAUGUUUCCUGUUUUCUGUAUUAUAUAAAUAUGACAGUUCAAAAUGACUAAAAUGAAACACGCAUGAUUCCCUGUUAUUACUCUGAGUUUCGUGCUUACGCACUCGAUCGUCAGACCCGUACGGCAUGAAACUCGGCCGACUUACAGGGAAUCAUGCGUGUUUCAUUUUUAACUGUAUUUCGCUCUACACUCAUGUGUAUUGAACACUUUCCAACCGCAUUUGCUACAAUUUCCCACAAUUAUAUAAAUAUUAUAUAUUUCUAUAUUACCAUUGGAAUUAGGUGAAAAUGUACAUCAAAUUAAGACUGAAAAACAACCUUAGAAUGAAAGAAAUUUGUUUGAACCUCUCACGAACUAAGCUUGAGGGUCUAUAAUGAAAGAUGAUGGUCCGAGGCCGAGGUCUCAUCAAUCCUUUGGCCAAUAUUUCGCAGCACUCGGUCAGCAAGAAAUUUAUUUUCACCCGCUGUUUAAUAAAUUCCCUGAUAGAAUGUCUAAGUUUAUUUGUAUCCACUCUAAGGAUUUGACAACAACUUUUUUUCAUUGGAAACCGAAAAAGCUGGCGAAACAUUUGAAAUGAAAAAUUUACUAGCAUGUUCCUCUGGCUAUUUACAUUAGUAUUCAUGGUUGGGUCUUACAAUUAUUAAGGAGAUUUUUCUGAACACAGUUUAAGUGACUUUGUGUUGAAACAUUGGCGGUAAAAUUUUUUUGUCACCUAAGGCGACAUUGUUUUCUUUUUCUGCUCUCUUAUUCUCUUCGCAAUUCAGAUCAGCACCGUCCCAUCAAAUAGAAAACAAUUCAGAUUAUUAUAAUUUGACUAAAACCGCAAGCAGAACGUUAAUUUACGUCAAAACGUCGAGUCACCUCAAAAAUAUUUCUAAACUGAUUCUUAUGCCAGUGUUAAUAUUUUGUAAAAAAAAUAAACAGUGUGAAGUGAAGAAAUAAGAUUUAAAAACUGUUUCGGCAAUGAUAAUGGAAAAUCUUCCAGAACAAAACUUGUCGUCAGUUGCACAAACCCAAAAUUAAAGAGGGACUUAUGAGUAGGUGUGACAUAAGCUAAAAUUGAAUUUUCAUUUCAGCUGAUAUAAUAACCAUCGCACCUGUUUUUUCCAUAUUACAUAAGACUUAAUUCUGUGGAAAGCUUUGUACUUUUCCAGCGUACCGCUUCAAUAAGUCAAAGGUAAUGCUGCUUUAUUUCAAAUGGGAGUAACACGCGAUCUUUGUGAGGAAGUCUUGAUUAAGUUUUACGCCAAAGCUGAGUACGUUGACUCGGUUUACAUCACCAUGAAUGUUAUCAACGGUUUACUCACUUUCAGUGCAAUCUUUGGAAAUGCGGCCAUAAUUUUCGCCCUGCAAAAAGCUUCAUCAAUUCCGACUACAACAAAAAUUCUUAUGCAAAGCUUGGCUGUAACUGAUGUUUGCAGUGGCUUCUUCAGUCAUCCAUUGUACAUCGCAGUUGUCACACGCAUUCGACAAAGUCAUGAGUGCAAACAUAUUCAAGGAGUUCUGAUGGCGUUUUUCGUUAUUUCCGCUGUUCAAGUCUCUGUAUCCCUCCAAGUAGUAACUGUAAUCGGAAUUGAUCGCUUUCUAUCAAUAACUUUGCAUCUGCGAUAUAAUGAGCUUGUAACACCAAACCGAGUACUUGCAGUUGUCGCUAGUGUAUGGGUAUUAUCGCUAUCAAUUGUGUUCGUCGGAGUCUCCAACGAAUUUCUGGUUGGAGAGACAGUUAUUCUUGUGUUUGGUUAUGUUGGUAUGCUUUUACUCUGUAUCGUUUAUUCCAAAGUUUAUUUCGUGGCUCGCCGACAUCAAGUAAAUAUCCAAAGCCAAGCGCAUGUGACGGCUCAUCAUUUGUCGAACACCACAAACCCGGUACGAAACGUAACUUUGGCUGUCAAAGUAUUGUAUGUGUUUGUCGUGUUUGUAUUUUGUACCUUGCCAUACCUCAUUACUUUGACUGUGCUCCUUAUUUCUGACCCAAAUGUGGUACUUCAAGGAACCAUUCAAAUGUCCGCCGUUUUAGUGAUGCUUAACUCAUCGUUAAACCCCAUUGUGUUUGGUUUGAAAAUGAAAGAAAUUCGUCAGAUCAUGAAAAGUGAAUUCAGGAAGCUUUUCCGCUGUACAUAAUGUUUAAUCUCUUAGAGACAGUGAAGCAGAAAAACUUUCAACUGUGACUGCCAUUUAGCUCAUGCGAGUAAAUGUAAACAGAAAGUCAAAGGGUAUUCGCAGUUUAAUCUGAGCUGAGGUGCGACACUCUCUUCUUCAUCAUUUAUCCUUACAUGUGAAGUUGAUAGCUAUAAUAAAUUCAGCGCCACAAUUUCUAUUCUGAAUCGUAUUGUGUGAAUCAGUCGAGUUUCGUUCACAUAAGGCUUUUCAUUUUCUUUGUAUUCAUAUUGCUUGUAUAAUUAUGUUCAUAUUACUUGUUUUUGUAGUUUUUCGGAUGGAAAUAGGUGUUAAGUAGGAAUAUUUAAGUCUAAAGUAUUGAUUACUUACACCUGUAGGCUGUUCAAUAAGAUACCUUCCUUUCAAAACUGACAGUUAAAUGUCAGCAGUGUGUUUUCAGUAAUUAAUGAAUGGCAUUACAUAUUUAAUCGCGCUGCAUUCGAACUCAGUGGACUGACCAAUCAGUUGAAACGAGCAGACUGACAACACUCGAAUGAUAAAAGGGACUUUAAGCAAACCACGACGGCUACG
Messenger RNA from Stylophora pistillata, 3096 nucleotides. RefSeq names its product adenosine receptor A2a. Gene Ontology annotation, biological process: G protein-coupled receptor signaling pathway. Lineage: Eukaryota; Metazoa; Cnidaria; Anthozoa; Scleractinia; Pocilloporidae. Gene Ontology annotation, molecular function: G protein-coupled receptor activity. Gene Ontology annotation, cellular component: membrane. The record is from RefSeq and is a predicted model, not a curated record.